AUGUCCGAUCACUCGAGGCAGCGCGAGGGCAGUCCGCCCUACCGCAGAUAUCAUCAGGACAAUGACAAUGGCAACGACAACGACAACGACAACGGCAAGGAUAACGCUCGCAGAUCAUCACCGCGUGAUAAAUGCGACAGGGAUGAUUUGAACCACUGGAGGCAUCAACAAAGUCAUCAUUACGACCAUCGCACUUCUCACCAUGACCAGUACCAGAACUAUCGCGACGACUACCGAACUCGCCAGGGUAAAGACCUGAUCCGAACAAUGCCCUGGGGGAGGAAGAACACGGAAAACACGGGAACACGGGAAAUAGACCUACCAUAG
This is a messenger RNA of Sodiomyces alkalinus F11, 327 nucleotides long. RefSeq lists its product as hypothetical. The record is from RefSeq and is a predicted model, not a curated record. The coding region runs from base 1 to 327 and encodes 108 amino acids. The transcript has a single exon. Lineage: Eukaryota; Fungi; Ascomycota; Sordariomycetes; Glomerellales; Plectosphaerellaceae.